UUAUUACUUUUCCGUUUCGCAUUUUUUUGUGUCAAUUGCCAAAUUGUAUAUUCAAUAAAAAUAUAUCGAUAUUUUUUUUUUGUAAUACAAGAAUAUUGGCAGUACUUCAUAAUGGCAGACGUUCAACCAGAGUUUCAAGAACAGUACUGUGCGGUUUGUUUACAAAUGUAUGAUCACCCAACUAAACUUCCCUGUGGUCAUAUUUUUUGCUUCCUUUGUACCAAGGGUAUAGCUCUGCAAAACAAGACAUGCGCCAUGUGCCGUAGUGUAAUACCAAAUGAUUAUUUAAAUAAACCUGUUUUAUUAUCAUACAACAAAAAUAUUGAGGAAAAUCGCAAUCAAGAUUAUCAGUGGUAUUAUGAAGGAGGAAAUGGUUGGUGGAAAUAUGACAAACGUAGCAAUAGCUAUUUAGAAGAAUUGUACAACAAAGGUGAAAAAGAAGGCUCUUUACUAUUAGCUGGAUAUUUGUAUCGGAUAGACUUUGAUAAAAAUAUUCAAGUCCGUGUGAGUGAUCCAACAAAAAAACGCAAAAUACGACGCGACACACCAUUCUUGCCUGCUAAAGGCAUUGCCGGUAUUGAUCUUAGUAGCAGCAUUGAGAAUCUGGAAUCUCCAGCUGAAGUUCAAGUUUUAGACAAUACGGAAAGAGAUGAGGAAGUGGAUACAAGUGUUGAAAUUAUUGACGAAAACUCUGCAGAUGAAGAUUCGUUCUCCGAGAUGGUCCGUAAUUUAAGUGUUCUUUCAUUGGGGGAACAAGAAUCAUCAAGUGAUUUCUCAGAAACAGAGAAUCCAUAAAUAUAUUUAUGCAUUCAUGUUUACAAGUACAUAUAUAAUUGUAUAAAAUAAUAUUAAAUUCUUUUACAAUACUCAAUACAGAGUUAACAUUGUUGUGUCACAAAAUAAAAUCUAUUUCAUUACUCUCA
Molecule: messenger RNA, 923 nt
Organism: Papilio polytes (common Mormon)
Lineage: Eukaryota; Metazoa; Arthropoda; Insecta; Lepidoptera; Papilionidae
Gene: Rnf146
Product: E3 ubiquitin-protein ligase rnf146
Exons: 6
Coding region: 112-795 (227 amino acids)
Biological process (GO): Wnt signaling pathway; ubiquitin-dependent protein catabolic process
Cellular component (GO): cytoplasm; nucleus
Molecular function (GO): ubiquitin protein ligase activity; zinc ion binding; poly-ADP-D-ribose binding
Source: RefSeq, a predicted model, not a curated record